UAACUGCCCAUUUGGGUUGCUGUUUCUUGCUUUUUGUUUUUUUUCUUCUUCCGGCUCGCUUAGAUCCCGCCCUAUGUUUCAAGUUCACCAACAGGGAGCGAGCCCGCCAAAUCCUACGCCCCCACCCUCCACCCCACUGAAAGCGAAACCCCAUGCCCGCGCGCUCCCUUUUUUUCUCCACCCGCAACCUCGCUGCGUGGCCCCAAAGAGUGCAGUGUAACUUCAAGGUCCUUUGCAGAAUGAACAUGGAGGAAAGAAAUUCAUCUUUGGUGGUAGAAUUAUCUUACCCAGACUUGGUCAUCGAUGUAGGAAAAGUAACUCUUGGUGAAAGAAACAGAAAGAAGCUGCUGCAGAAAACUGAGAGAGAGCAAGAGACGGAGAAAGUUAUAAAGGCUGCGUGUGCUUUAUUAAACUCAGGAGGAGGUGUGAUUCGGCUGGAAAUGGCAAACAACGAUGAGCACCCUGUGGAGAUGGGGCUGGAUUUAGAAGAGUCUUUGAGAGCACUUAUUCAGUCUUCAAAUUUACUGGCUUUUUUCGAGACUAAGCAACAAGGGAGGCAUUAUUACAUUUUUGUUAAGUCUUGGAGCAGUGACAUUUUCCCUGAAGACAGUUCUUUUAAGCCCCGCAUUUGUAGCCUGAGUUCUUCAUUAUACCGUAGAUCUGGCACCUCUGUAGUUCCCAUGGAUUCAAGAGAGGCAUUCAAUUUCCUGAACAAGAAAAGAGAUACAAAAGUCUCCAGGAACGAACCCUGUGGUAAAAUUGUCAGGGUUAUACAUAAAGAUCUCUGUAACUCGGAUCCUACUUACCAAGUUUUCCAAAAAGACCAGCUUGAAUAUGGUGAAAUCUUGCCUUUCCCGGAGUCUCAAUUCAUAGAGUUUAAGCAGUUUGCUACAAAACACAUUCAAGAAUAUGUGAAAAACAUAAUUCCAAAGUAUGUCUCUGCAUUUGCAAAUGCUGAAGGGGGCUAUCUUGUUAUUGGAGUGGAUGAUAAGACUAGGAAAGUUCUGGGAUGUGCUAAAGAAAAUGUUGACUGUGACUCUUUGAAAAAGAAAAUAGAACAAGCAUUAUAUAAAUUACCUUGUGUCCAUUUUUGCCAAUCUCAAUGCAAUAUAGAUUUCACACUCAAAAUCUUGGAUGUUUUAGCUGAUGGAAAGCUAUAUGGCUAUGCUUGUGUGAUCGAAGUGAAGCCAUUCUGUGGUGCUGUGUUCUCAGAAGCUCCCAGAUCCUGGAUGGUGAAGGACAAGCAAGUCUGCAGCCUGACCACUCAGGAGUGGGUGGACAUGAUGAUGGACACAGAUCCAGAUCUUCUAUGGUUGUGCAAGGACUUUGAAUCUCAGCUGAGUCUGUCUAACAGGCCUCCUCUUAGCAGACCAGUGUAUUCCAAGAAAGGCCUGGAACAUAAGAAGGAUCUCCAGCAACAUUUAUUUCCAGUGUCACCAGGAUGUCUGAAACGUACUCCCAAAUCCCUCUGGAAGGAGCUGUCCUCGCAGAAUGAAGGUCUGGAGGAAUUAAUCAAUAAGCAAAUAUAUCCAUUCUCCCAGGGAAUUUUAAUUCUUUCUAGAAGCUGGGCUGUGGAUCUGAACUUGGAAGAGAAGCAGGGAGUCAUCUGUGAUGCUCUGCUGAUAACACAGAACAGCCCUCCCAUUUUCUACACGAUUCUCAGAAAGCCAGACGCAGGUGGGCAAGUCUACUGCACUCACACCGCCCUCACUUUGAAGCAGAAGCUGGUGAACGUAGGGGGCUACACUGGGAAGCUGUGUGUCAUGACCAAGGUCCUCCACCUGAGUCCUGAGAGCAAUGCAGAGUCCUUGGAGGGUUCAGGCUCUCUGAUCGAUUACCCUAGGGCCUAUGACCUUGUGAACACCCAGCAAAUGGAAGUCUUGCUGCAGUCCCUUGUGAUUGUUUUGCUUGGCUUCAGAUCUUUCUUGAGUGACCAGCUUGGCUGUGAGGUUUUAAAUCUGCUCACAGCUCAGCAGUAUGAAAUCUUCUCAAAAAACCUCCGCAAAAACAGAAAAUUAUUUAUCCAUGGCUUACCUGGCUCAGGGAAGACCGUCAUGGCUGUGAAAAUCAUGGAGAAGAUCAGGAAUAUGUUUCACUGCGAGGCAAAUAAAAUUCUCUACGUUUGUGAGAACCAGCCUCUGAGGAACUUCAUCAGUAACAAAAAUAUCUGCCAUGCAGUGACCCGGAAAACCUUCAUGAAUAAAGACUUUAAAAACAUUCAACACAUCAUCAUCGAUGAAGCUCAGAAUUUCCGCAUUGAAAAUGGGGACUGGUAUGAGAAGGCAAAAACCAUCACUCAGAGUGAAAAGGAUUGCCCAGGAAUUCUCUGGAUCUUUCUAGAUUACUUUCAGACCAACCAUGUGGAAUCUAGUGGCCUCCCUGCUUUCUCAGCCCAAUAUCCGAGGGAAGAGCUCACCAGAGUGGUCCGCAAUGCAGAUCAAAUAGCCAGCUACCUACAAGGAGUAUUGCAGGAGGUCAGAAAAAAUCCUCCACCUAACAUCCCCUCUGGAUCCCUGCAGAUGCUUCUUGAGGCUGAAUGGGCUCAGGGUGUUCAGGGAACCUUAAAUAUUAAGGAAAACUUGACUCUGGAUCAAAUAGUGACUCAUGUGACAGACACUUGCAAGCGUCUCUUUGAAAGGGGCUAUUCUCCCAAGGAUGUUGCUGUGCUUGUCAGCACUGCAAAAGAAAUAGACUGUUACAAGCCUAAGCUCUGGAGAGCAAUGAGGAAGAGAAGGGUAGUGCAGUUCACCGAUGCCAGUGACAUGGCAGGUGAUCACAUUGUGUUGGACAGUAUCCGGCGAUUCUCAGGUCUCGAAAGGAACAUCGUGUUUGGGAUCCAUCCACAGACAAUGGGUUCAGCUAUCUCACACAAUGUGCUUGUCUGUUUGGCAUCCAGAGCAAAUCAACAGCUACAUAUUCUGUGGCGUCGUAACAUUUAGGAAGAAUUCCAAACCAAACAAGAUGAAGCAAUUGUGAUGUGGAUGUCCAGAGGUGACAGUCUGCUUUGGCAUUUGGGGGAAAAUUCUCUUUUCGGUUCACAGGCCAACUAGAAAUUUGGGCACCGCUGACACACAGAAUUUGGAACUUCCUCUCUCUGGCUCUCUCCAUUCAGAGAUUCCCCCUCUAACUCCUUCCAGCAGCUAUUGUCCCAAAUUCUGUCCCCGAUUCUUCCAUCCAGAAAAAUAGUGGUUUUCUAAAGAAGCUUUGCUAACCCUACACAGCACAGGCUAUGACCCCUGCCUGUGGUUAAAAACCAUAAAAACAAUACAGUCUUCCUUUGUGGUCAUUCUUUCUUUCAAGUCUGGACCUCGACAGUGACUUCAUGAAGUUUUUUUUUUAAUUGUCCACGGUUUAUAGUUAUCUGCAGAAGAGUGGUCCGCUAGGAGCUGACUUGGCCAUACCAGAAGCAGAACUUGAAUUCUUGACAUUUCUCUUUGCUAUAUUGAUGUAGGACUUAGGAGAUUCCCAAGAUAAUUCAGUCAGCGACUGAGUGAGUCUUAAAUCAUUUUGGCAGAAUAAACAGCGCUGGUACAAUUAUUUAAUCCUUUAAAAUAGUUAUCCCCAUUUUCUUUGCCCUCAGGAUAGCCCUUAUUGAGCUUUAAUUGUGAUAGUAAGCAUUAAUUGUCACUUUACAGAGAAAUUAUAGGCCAAUAGAAAACAAACAAACAAAAAAUCCAUUUUCUCUGGGUUUUAGUGAAAGAUAGCAUUAGAGACCAAAAUCUUGUUCUAAAGGUGUGUAUGGGCUGUUAGGUAAACAGAACUAGGAAAGACAUAGAUCAACGAGUUAACAUUGCAGUUUCUCAGCUCUGCUCUGCUUACUGUUCUGUAAGAUACCAACUUAAAUUUUAAAUUAAGUAUGUUCUUGAGCUGUGAUUUUUCCCUUUUAUAUUUUGGUGGGUCAUCGUUAUGGACUGAAUGUUUUGUGUCUCCCCUAGAAUUUGUAUGUUGAAGCCAUUAAUCCUCAGUGUGGCCGUGUUUGUAGAUUUGGAAGGAAGUAAUCGGUUAAAUGAAGUCAUAAGAGGGAGCUUUGAUCUGAUAAUCUGAUAGGAUUCAAGUCCUUAUAAGCAGAGACACCAGAGAGCUCUCUCUGUCCGUUUCUCUGUACACACACAAAGAAUUUCAUGUGAGCAUAGAGGGAAACGGUGGCUGCCUACAAGCCAAGAGAAGACCUCAGAGUGAAACUAACCCUAUUGACACCAUGACCUUGGACUUCUCAGCCUUUACAGUGGUGAGAAAUAAGUUUCUGUUGCAUAAGCCACCCAGUCUGUGACAUUUUGCUGUGGCAGCCUGAGCAGACGAAUAUAGCCGUAGAAUUAUUCUUCUAACUAAAACAGUGAUACUCAAUAAUGCUACUGCAAUUACUUACUUGUUUUUCUGUCUAUAAGAACCCUUUUAAAACAUAAAUCCAAAUAAUAACAAUAAAAUAUUCCUAUAACUGAUGGAAACUUAAAACAGUACAUGGCUAAUAUUCCAUUUAUUAGUAAUCUUAUUCUACUGAUUUGUCUCCAUAAUGCAAAGUUUGAAUUUCUCUGCGUAUCUUUCUCGUAUGUGUUUGCUCAUGGAAUUCCAGCUCCUUGCCUUAAAACCGUAGGUCUUCUAACUUCAGAAAAAUAAGAUAUAUCAUCAAAUCAGGGGGGAAAAAGUUCUUUCUUUCUGACUGCAUUAAAUCAGAUACAACUCUGCACCAGUUAUUCUUGUAAAUGUUGUUUCUAAUAAAUUGGUUUUGUAAGA
Messenger RNA from Vicugna pacos (alpaca), 4731 nucleotides. RefSeq names its product schlafen family member 11. Gene Ontology annotation, biological process: defense response to virus. The record is from RefSeq and is a predicted model, not a curated record. NCBI's taxonomy places the organism in Eukaryota, Metazoa, Chordata, Mammalia, Artiodactyla, Camelidae. Gene Ontology annotation, molecular function: tRNA binding.